AUGGCGUAUAAAAAUAUCAAUGUUGCUGUUAUUGGCGCUGGUGUUGUUGGAUCUAGCUUUCUAAAACAGUUGGCGGGUGCCAAAUCUCAAAUUUCUUUCAAUUUGAUUCUCCUUUCCACGUCAAAGAAGGCUUUAAUUUCGAGGGACUAUAGGCCUUUGAAUUUGGAGUCUUGGGAAUCUGACCUGGUCAAGACUACCGAGGCGCCCCUCUCGCUAGACAACUUGCUAGAUUACUUGAAGAAGUCUCCAGAACCGGUCAUUUUUGUUGACAAUACUUCCAACGAAUCAAUUGCCAAUUUCUAUCCACAACUUGUCGAGAAUGGCAUCUCCAUCGCAACGCCUAACAAAAAGGCAUUUUCCUCAAAUCUUUCAUUGUGGAAUCAACUCUUCAGCGGUAAGCCAUCGCAGGGCUUAGUGUACCAUGAGGCCACCGUUGGCGCUGGACUGCCAAUCAUUGGCCCAUUGAACGAUAUGAUUCAGACUGGUGACAAGAUCCAGAAGAUCGAAGGUAUCUUCUCAGGAAGUCUCUCAUUUAUCUUGAACACCUUUUCGAGCACUUCCCCUUCUGAUCACAAAUUUUCUGAUAUUGUUAAGUCUGCGAAGGAUUUAGGCUAUACCGAGCCUGAUCCUAGAGACGACCUGAAUGGUUUAGACGUGGCCAGAAAGGUCACUAUUCUAGCCAGAAUUGCAGGCUUUAAAGUAGAGUCUCCUACUUCUUUCCCUGUUCAUUCGCUAAUCCCCAAACCCUUGGAAACUGUGUCGUCCGGUGCCGAGUAUUUGGAGAAACUGCCAGACUACGAUCAAGAAAUGGAAAACUUGAAACAGGAGGCCGCUGAAGAUAAUAAAGUUCUAAGGUUUGUUGGUAAAGUUGAUUUCCCCAAUAAUACAGUUUCCGUUGGGAUUGAAAAGUACGAUGUUUCGCAUCCUUUCGCUUCUUUGAAAGGAUCGGACAACGUUGUUUCUAUUCAAACGGACCGGUACCCAAACCCCCUGAUUAUUCAAGGGGCCGGUGCUGGUGCCGACGUCACUGCUGCUGGUGUUCUUGCGGAUGUUUUGAAAAUCGCCCAAAGGCUAUAG
Molecule: messenger RNA, 1077 nt
Organism: Lachancea dasiensis
Lineage: Eukaryota; Fungi; Ascomycota; Saccharomycetes; Saccharomycetales; Saccharomycetaceae
Source: the annotation of a GenBank genome assembly